This is a messenger RNA of Heterostelium album PN500, 1683 nucleotides long. RefSeq lists its product as uncharacterized. The transcript has a single exon. The record is from RefSeq and is a predicted model, not a curated record. Gene Ontology annotation, molecular function: protein binding. NCBI's taxonomy places the organism in Eukaryota, Evosea, Eumycetozoa, Acytosteliales, Acytosteliaceae. Bases 1 to 1683 code for a protein of 560 amino acids.
AUGGAUAAAAAAAUAUUUACAUUAGUAUUUAAUAACACAGUUCUAAAUACUUUAAUUUUCAAUCAUGUAGUUAGUAUUUCAAGUAUGAACAACAGUAGAGAGCAUUACAAAUGGGAUAGAGUGCUCAAUCAACCAGCGGUGUUAGCUUCUCAUGGCUAUGUAGAUCAACUUAAAGAAUAUCUCAAUGACGCAGCCAGAACUAUUAAUUUGAACGGUGGCUUCCCAAUAUUUCAGAGUGCAAUCAGAGGUGGAGACUUGAAAACACUGGAAUUCCUAUUGGUGCGCCUUCAAAUUGAAAGGAGAACAGCGGUAGAAGCCACUCACGGCGAAGAAUAUGGUUUUCUCAAUACUUUGCUAACGUGUUGUUCGAUGUAUGGCAAGCUACAUUUGAUUAAAUAUCUUUUGGAUCGGUUCCCAAAUCAUCAGUGGAAUUAUAAAAGACCAUUUGUAUCUUCACCCUAUUCAAGUGAUAUGGAGAUUGUCAAGUUCUUUGCUGCCAAAUUGGAUGAAUAUCCAGACCAACUUCUAUCGGAAAAGAAUGGCAACGUAUUUAAUGUAGCUGCUGUUAAAGGAGAUAUACCUAUGAUUCAAUGGCUGAUAGAGAAUAGAUCCGAAGAUUUGGACAGUUCUGACAUGUUUUUUUCGGGAGUCAAUGGAAAUCAUCUACAUAUCUUAAAAUAUGUAUUGUUGGAACAUAGCAGUUUGUUUGACCCUACGAGCACUAAAUACAUAUCAUCUUCUCUAAAUGAUCCAAGCAGAUUUGAAAUCUUCAAAUUUGUAUUUGGUUUGGGAUGCGCAUGCCCAAGCAAUAUAAUGGAUAUGGCAUUGCAAGCAAAUAAUUUAGAAGCCAUGAAAUGGUUGCAUUCCAAUACUUUGUAUAGAUGUGCAUAUAAUUCCAUUGAUGUAGCAGCGCGCUCUGGUCGUUUGGAUAUCGUUCUAUGGUUGAAUGAGAAUUGUACUACAAAACCGACAUUCGAAGCAAUGAAUGGUGCCGCUGCCGCGGGUCAUUUGCAUAUUGUACGCUGGCUUCAUGAGAAUCGUACUGAAGGAUGCUCAGUUGAGGCAAUUAACAGAGCGGCAAUAAAUGGUCAUUUGGAAACCGUUAAAUGGUUGUACGAGAAUCGUACAGAAGGCUAUUCACCAUCGGUAUUCGAAACGGUUCCAAUGGUUAGAAACGUUGAAUUACUUGAAUGGUUCGAACAGAGCAUGGGUGAUCCACAGAGCGAUAGAAUACUUUUCAAUGCUGCUCUUUUUGGUACUGCCAAAUCGGUGGAAUUCUUACAUCAAAAGAAUAAAGUGAACAACAGAUUUGGAUUCUCAAAGAAAAUAAUGGAUGCUGCAUCCUCCAACAGCUUGGAAAUAGUACAAUUUCUACAUGAAAAUCGUACUGAAGGCUGUACAGAAGAGGCAUCUCUUCAUGCCUUCAAUAACGGCAAAAUAGAUACUCUUGAGUGGUUGUUGGCAAACCGAACCGAAUGUACCAUCAAAUCAAUAGAACGUGACAUAAUCAAUAAAAUCGAAAGAUUUACACCGUUGAAAUAUAGUUCAUUGGAAUGGGCUCUAAAAAAUAUUUCAAUACCUGUCGAUAAGUUGGUACUCUAUCUUUGGGAAAUCAAGAUCAAAUUGCCAUGGUUCUUUGAAAUACAUGACCUUUUGGCUGACUACAUUUCAAAAAAUAAAUAA